This is a messenger RNA of Morchella importuna, 2094 nucleotides long. RefSeq lists its product as uncharacterized. The record is from RefSeq and is a predicted model, not a curated record. The transcript is spliced from 4 exons. Gene Ontology annotation, molecular function: lanosterol synthase activity. Lineage: Eukaryota; Fungi; Ascomycota; Pezizomycetes; Pezizales; Morchellaceae. Bases 1 to 2094 code for a protein of 697 amino acids. Gene Ontology annotation, cellular component: lipid droplet. Gene Ontology annotation, biological process: triterpenoid biosynthetic process; ergosterol biosynthetic process.
AUGGCCUCUCCAAUCCCCGUUUCCGCGACCAUCGAAAAGACAGACUACACACGCUGGCGUCUCAGGUCUGAGGAUGGCCGGCAGACAUGGCACUACCUCACCACCGACAAAGAGCUAGCAGCCUGGCCGCAGUCCGUGGCCGACAAGUACCAUCUCGGCCUCCCCACCGACCUCCCAUCCCUCCCGCCAGCCCACUCCCCCUCGACGCCGCCCGCAACGGCCUCUCCUUCUUCUCCCACCUGCAAAUGCCCGAAGGCCAAUGGGCCUGCGAAUACGGCGGCCCCAUCCUACCUCUCCGCGCGCGCCCACCCCGUCGACGGCGGCUGGGGCCUGCACAUCGAAGGCGACACCUCCGUCUUCGGCACCGCCUGCAACUACACCGUCCUCCGCAUCCUCGGCAUGGACCCCACCCACCCGGUCGCCACAAAGGCCCGCAACACACUGCACAGGCUCGGCGGCGCCCUCGGCUCCCCGCACUGGGGCAAGUUCAUGCUCGCGCUCCUCGGCUGCUACGCAUGGGAAGGCAUGAACCCGAUCCCGCCGGAGCUCUGGCUCCUCCCAACCUGGAUCCCCUUCCACCCCUGGCGCUGGUGGUGCCACAACCGCCUCGUCUACCUCGCAAUGAGCUACAUGUACUCGCUGAAGCGCUCGCACCCCGAGAACGAGCUGACGCGCUCGCUGCGCGAGGAGCUCUACACGCAGCCGUAUGCGUCAAUCGACUUUGCGCAGCACCGCAACACCGUCGCCCCGGGCGACAUCUACCACCCGCACACCAAGCUCCUCGACGCGCUCAACGGCGCGCUCGGCGUCUGGGGCUCCUACCUGUGUCCGGGCGUCGUGCAGAAGGUGGCAAGAGACCAUGUCUACGAGCUCAUCAAGCGCGAGGACGAGGCGUCCGAGUACUGCUGCCUCGGCCCCGUCAACAGCCCGUUCAACCUCAUUGCGCGCUACUUCGCCGAAGGCGAGGACUCGGACGCGGUGCGCGCGCACCGCGAGACGCUGAAAGACUUCCUGUGGGUCAAGAACGAGGGGAUGCUGGUCAACGGCACGGACGGCGUGCAGUGCUGGGACACGUCGUUCCUCAUCCAGGCCAUCUACGAGAGCAAUCUCGCCGAGGCGCCCGAGUACCGCGCCAUGCUCAUCAAGGCGCUGCAGUUUCUCGAAACCCAGCAGAUCCGCGCGGACGUGGCGGAGGCCGACAAGGCGUACCGCCACCAGCGCAAGGGCGCAUGGCCGUUCUCGAAGCGCACGCAGGGCUACACGGUCUCCGACACGACGGCGGAGGCGCUCAAGAGCGUGCUCAUGCUGCAGUCUGUGCCGGGGAUGCCGCAGCUCAUCGGCGUGGAGCGCCUCCAGGACGCCGUCGACGUGCUGCUGACGAUGCAGAACCCCAACGGCGGCUUCGGCACGUACGAGCUCGCGCGAGGCGGCAAGUGGCUCGAGGCGCUCAACGCCGCCGAGGUCUUUGGCGGCAUCAUGAUCGAGUACGAGUACCCCGAGUGCACGACGGCCGUGGUCAUGGGGCUGUCGUACUUCCGCAAGACAUACCCGCGCUACCGCGCGGCCAAGAUCGACAACGUGAUCCGGCGCGCCGUGGCGUGGAUCAAGAGCGCGCAGCGCGACGACGGCAGCUGGUACGGCAGCUGGGGCAUCUGCUUUACGUAUGCGAUCAUGUUUGCCGUGGAGGCUCUGAGGAGCGUCGGCGAGAUCUGCCAGAACUCGGCGGUGGUGCGACGGGCGUGUGAGUUCCUCGUGAGCAAGCAGCGCGAGGAUGGAGGGUGGGGGGAGAGUUAUAGGAGUAGUGAGACGGGCGUGUAUACGCAGCACCGCGACAGCCAGGUUGUGAAUACGGCGUGGGCGGUGAUUGCGUUGAUGCAUGCCGAGUGGCCGGACGUGGGGCCGAUCGAGAGGGGGAUUAGGCUGCUUAUGGCGCGGCAGAGGGGGAAUGGGGAGUGGGCGCAGGAGGCGAUUGAGGGCGUGUUUAAUAAGAGUUGUAUGAUCUCGUAUCCGAACUACAAGUUUACGUUUACGAUCAAGGCGCUGGGAAUGUAUGCGAGGCUGUACAGGAACCCGCAGCUGAGGCCUGAAGCGUAG